UCUCCGAGCCCAACCGGCCGUGUGUGCCAGUGUUGGUUGCCCCGAGCCGGGGCCACGGGACGCACGGGAGCCCUGAGUUCGGUGCGUCCUGGACUGGGCAGGAGCACGGGUCCGGUUCGCUUUUCCUUUGCCUGACUAGGCUGCGAGGAGGGCACGGGACCCGGAUCCCUGGCCGCAGAGGAACAGCUGGCCGGGACCGGGGGACGCCGGCGCUGACCAUCGGCCCGCCGUCAUGGCCGACCACCUGAUGCUCGCCGAGGGCUACCACCUGGUGCAGAGACCGCCGCCCGCCGCGCCCGCCCAUGGCCCUCACGUGCUCCGGCCGCUGCAGCCGUGCGCGGGCCCGGACAGCGGGUUGCGGCCGCGGGGGCCUCCGCUGGGCCCGCCGCCGCCCCCACCCGGGGCCCUGGCGUACGGGGCUUUCGGACCGCCGUCCGCCUUCCAGCCCUUUCCGGCUGUGCCGCCGCCGGCCGCUGGCAGCGCGCACCUGCAGCCCGUGGCGAUGCUGUACCCGGGCCGCGCGACUGCGCCCCCCGGCGUCCCGGGAGGCCCCCCGAGCCUGCAGCCGGCGCCCGGCGCCUCGGCCCCGCCGCCGCCGCCCCCCGUACACGCCCUGGGCGGCAUGGACGCCGAGCUCAUCGACGAGGAGGUGCUGACGUCGCUGGAGCUGGAGCUCGGGCUGCACCGCGUGCGCGAGCUGCCCGAGCUCUUCCUGGGCCAGAGCGAGUUCGACUGCUUCUCGGACUUGGGGUCGGCGCCGCCCGCCGGCUCGGUGAGCUGCUGAGCGCGGCCGCGCGCCUGCCUGGCGUCCCCGAGAGAAGGGGGCCUGACUGCCUGCCCGACUCCGCGCCGAGCUCCUGGGCUCCGCACGCACCCUCCGUGAGGGUGGAGGCAGCGGGUUGGUGCCCGGAGCCCACCCCAGGCUGGCACGCCUGGCCUCACUCCAGGCCCUGCCUCCUGCAGGGUGACAGUUUGUCUUCACCUCUCUGACCCGUAGCCUCAGCGGUAAAGAGAAGGGGACUGGUCCCCCUUCCGGACUCCUCGUUCUUGGAUUGUGCCCUCUCGGACUCUCCCCCGCCCCAACCCAGCCCACAAUCUGAGCCAUUCCAAGCCUCUGCCUGAUUCCCCUCUCUCCUUGUGCAACCCACUGCGGUCACUGGGUCCCUGGAGCCGCCUAUACACUGGGCACGACCCCUGCUGCCUGGGCCCUGAGGUCCUGGGCCUCCCGCCUGGAGGAGGGGAGGACUGUACAGCCCAAACCCCUGCAGAGUGGAGCAACGCCCCAUCUGGCCUCUGAAACCAAAAUAAAACUGGGUCACUUUAUAGUCUUGUGUUUUCGUUUCCUUCUCACUCCAACCCUUGACUCUAUUUGGCUUCUAGAGUCCUGAGGCUGUUGGGGACUCUGGGUAGGAUGGAGGCGACAGCCCUUGGCAGUGCCCAGGAGAGGAAAUUGACAGUUUCUUUCGAAAAUAUCUGUGGGUUGUGCAAUUGUUAUGUCAUAAUCUGGAAGGCAGAGGCUGCCACCGCCGGGUGGCAGGGUAACCCGAGGGCACCAACGUUGGACUUUCCAGUUGCUGGGAGGGGUGGGGGGAGCUUGGUGGUGCUGCCCUCACCUGUUUGCUCAGGGCAGCACCGAGGCCAGAGGGGAGCUGGGUGGUACCUGGGCUCAGACAGCCCUGGCUUUGAACUGUGGCUCUCUCCUUGUCCAAGACACCAGCCAUUCAGGUUUCUGAGGCUAUUUCCUCGGAGACAGAUGGUCCCAGUCUCAGGUGGUUGUGGGGAUUAAAUGCAAUGGGAGGCCUUGAGCAGAAGUGACAGACACCUAGGCAGCCCUCAAUAAAUGAUAACGAUGAUGAUCUGCAAACUAGGGCUAGCUUUAUUCCAGGCCCUGUGCCAGCCUGGUGCAUGCCCUCGAGGAGUCACAGUCCAGGUGGGAAUAGGGGGUGACAGACCUGGAAAUCAACUCAUCUUGGUACAAGGAAGCACUAGUGAGUGACGACUAGAAAACAGGUAGGACGGGCCAGUGGGCAAACCCAGAGGAGGGUGCGGUUUCAGCUGAUUGGUGGUCAGGUCAGUUCAGGCUUCAGGGAGGCGGUGACACCUGAUGUGGUGAGCAGAGCCUUGAAUGAUAAGUAUGUCUGUAAGACUUGGAGAAGGUGGCAAGUGAAGACCCCUUCAAAGGCAGGGAGGCAUACAAGUAUAGGGAAUGUAUGGGAAGGCAUGGCGUCUCUAGAAGGCACAAGGGUCAAAUGGCUUUACGGUAACUUUGUGAGGUAGGCACAGUCCCCAUUCUACAGAUGAGGGACGUGGAGUUGCCCAGGCCUGGCAGGAUUUGGCCUCAGUCCUGAUGACCAGCGUGAGCUCCUGGCCUCCCUCUGCUGUUGACUCUGGAAAGAUCCCUAGGUGCUUCGGGGGUGUGGGAGAAAGGCAGGAAGAGGGAGACUGAAGGCAGGCAGGAGAUGCUGAGGACCAGGGGAGGACAGGGAAGUGAAGCUGGAGAGGAGAGGAACACAAGGCUGAGACCUGUCCCCAGUGUUUGGGCUUCACUCUCAUGCCAAGCUCGUUUGUGGACAUGACUCUCCCUCCCGCCUGUGUUCACCCAGGGCACACUGUAUCAGCACCAGCUCCAGAGCCACCAGGACAGGUGUGGAGUGGGCAACAGGAGGUAUUUGGCAAGUGAAUAAAGAUCCCCUAAGAUAAUGAGGCCUCCAGGGACAGGAUGGGGAGCAAGAGCAGCGAGGCUUCUGGGAAGGGACUGGCCUGAGCUCUGGGCUCAGAAAGGCCAAUGCUUGCCCUGGAUUUGCCCAAAACCCCAGGCCAGAGACAGAAACCAAAGGGCUAGACUGGGAUGGGGGGCGGGGUCUGGCCCUGGCCUGGACACUGCCCUGAUUCCCUUCUCUCUGGGCCUCAGUUCUCUUCCAGCGAAAUGGAGUUAAUAACCCUGCCCUGCUAUUUCACAAGGCAAUAGGCCUCACGCUAAGUGAGGAGCAAAUGCAGGGAUGGAAUGAUAAGCGUUUGGUAAACUCUAAAUGCUCUCCAUAUGGAAGGGGUUACAGUGAAAACCCAACACCUGCCUCUUUCUAGAGUUAAGUGGGGGUAGAAGAGGGAGUCCAGCUGCUGAGCUCUUUCCCGCCCCCCAUCCCUCCCAGAGGGGCUGCUGACAAGUUGGACAGCAGAAGGUGGACAGAGGAGAAGGUCAGGCUGGGGCAGCCCACCACCUGAAUCCCCAAAUCCCUGAUACUCUCUGGAGGAUUCUGACCCUCCCAGCUGGACGGGAGGAUGGAGUGUCCUUCCUGCCAG
Molecule: messenger RNA, 3300 nt
Organism: Diceros bicornis minor
Lineage: Eukaryota; Metazoa; Chordata; Mammalia; Perissodactyla; Rhinocerotidae
Gene: CITED4
Product: Cbp/p300 interacting transactivator with Glu/Asp rich carboxy-terminal domain 4
Exons: 1
Coding region: 233-784 (183 amino acids)
Biological process (GO): regulation of DNA-templated transcription
Cellular component (GO): nucleus
Source: RefSeq, a predicted model, not a curated record